This is a messenger RNA of Episyrphus balteatus (marmalade hoverfly), 7877 nucleotides long. RefSeq lists its product as uncharacterized. Bases 462 to 7436 code for a protein of 2324 amino acids. The record is from RefSeq and is a predicted model, not a curated record. Lineage: Eukaryota; Metazoa; Arthropoda; Insecta; Diptera; Syrphidae. The transcript has 7 exons.
GCACCAAGUUCAAAGCCUUUUUUCUUCUCCUGAUAAAAUAAAAUGGCCGAGUUUGUACAGAAGAACAAAAACUAGUGCAGUGCUAAUAAAUUUAUUUUUUUUUUUGGUAGAAAAACUAAACAAUUUACUCAAGUUUUCCAAUCAAAAACAUUAAAAAUCUUCAAAGUAUCUAAAUUAUUAUAAAUUUAUCAUCAAUAAAUGAAAUUUGCAUAAGAAAAUCAACCUAUUUUCUCUGCAACAAAAAAAAAAGUGUAGUGAAGAAAAAAAUUAUUAUAUAGUCUUAACAUAUAUGUAUUUAUUAUAUAUAUACGUAUAAUAGAAUUGCAAAUUUAUAGACACAUACAAAAAAAAAAAACAUUUUUAAAAUAUUUUAUAGUGGAAUUUCUCUAAAAAAAUAAUAAUUUAUUGUAAAAAAUUUUAUGUAUAUUUGUUGCAUUAUUUCCAUCACUUUAAUGUAAGUUAUGUCCGGUGAAGGUGAUUCCGGUGAUAGCAGUGAUUACAGUGCAAAACCGUCAACCUCAUCCGCCAAUAGCAGCAGGCGCAUAACACGUAGAAAUGCUGCUUCCACAUCUGCAUCAUGUUCUUCCUCGUCAACAACUCGAGGAAAUGUUAAUGCAGGAAGCGGCUUAAAUGGCACCAACAACAAGAAGAAGCGCCGAAUUGUUAUGCGAAUUGAAUUCGAUGACGAUUCAGAUGAAAGCAGCAGCUCCGCCAGUAGUGGCAGCAGCAACGGCAGCGGCAUGAGUGAUGAUGCCAUUAAUAAUAAGCAAAUCAGCAAAUCUAGAAAAAUAAAUAAUUCCAUUAGCGACAGCGAUGACGAUGAGAUUAAACCAUCGGCAUCAUCUAACAGAAGAGUGCGAGGUAAACUUGGUAAAAAAUCAAAUUUCGUCUUUAACAGUGAUGAUGAUGAUGAUGAUGAGAGCGGUGAAGAUAAUGUGCCGGUUGGCGGCAUUCGCCGCCGCAGUCGACGCAAUCGGCAAAUACUGGAAGAUGACGACGACGCCGCCGAGGAGCAUGGCGAAGGGGGCUCCACUAAUUGCAGAGAGAAUUCGCGAACUGUUAAAAAUAUGAAAAAAUCGAAUGGACCACCAAACGAAAUACCAACAUCUUCUACAUCACAACAACUUGAGGAAGAGAACGGCUUUAAUUCGGACAGCAGUAGUAAUGAGCUGCUCGAAAAGUGCCCCAUAUGUUUGUUGUCCUUCCGUACUCAAGAAAUCGGGUCGCCGGCAACUUGUCAGCAUAUCUUUUGCGCUAACUGCAUUGAAGCGUGGUCGAAAAAUGUGCAAACGUGUCCAAUCGAUCGUAUCGAAUUCGAUCGCAUUGUCGUUCGGGAAUCUUACGAGAAUCGCGCGGUAGUUCGUGAAAUUAAAGUAUGCGGGGCGGAUUGUGCCGAAAAGUUGAACAAUAGCGAUGAAGACGUUACUCAUUGUGAAGUGUGCAAUAGACCAGAUCGCGAAGAUGUGAUGCUCCUGUGUGAUAGUUGCAAUCAAGGCUAUCAUAUUGAUUGUCUAACACCAGCGUUAUCUGAAAUCCCAGAAGGAUCGUGGUAUUGUGAUAAUUGCUUUGACUCGGAAAAUGAAUCUGACAUGGCAGAUGAUUUAACUGAACUGUAUGCAGAUAUCCGGGAUAUGGGUAUUCCAGAGACAAGAUUGCGGGUUACUGAAGUGCAUCAACCACGUAUAUUACGUACACGUCAAAAUGAAAGAAUUCGGGCGGCUAUUCUUUCGCGAACUCGAGCUAGCACCAGAAAUCAAAAUGUAGCUGCAGCGCCAUCAACAAGUAGAUCGGCAUCAACAUCAUCUCGUACUACAAGAACCGUUCGCAAUAGUUCAAGAACAACGGCAAGAGUUCCGAAGACUCGUAGGCGUCGUCGUCGUCGUGCUCGCCAAAGAACAUACGUAGUUGAAUACGAUUUGAAUAAUUAUGACGAGAAAUUCGCAAUAAAGACAACUAAACGAGUUAUUAAGCGAAGACGUCGAAAGCGUACACGAAGAACAGCGCUAAGUCAAAGACAGGCAGAAAUUCUUUGCGGAGAAAGACGGACGGCCAGUAAACGUCUCGCUGAGCAAUUGGGCGUCAAAUCUACGGAUCGGGAUGCGCGUGCAGCAGCUUCUACACAAAAUUUCUCGCUUUUUGGCAAUUCAAAUGACCUUGAAUACUUCUCGGACAGUGAUGAUGGAGGGAUUGAAAAUCAGAUCGAGAUCAGCACUGGUGGAGGAGGUUCAACUGCUGUGCAAACUUCAGUGAGAAUAUCAAAUUUCCGAAGUCAUCGUGGAAAAAAGGGACUGCUUUCGAGAUUGGAACGUGAACCACCAUCAAGCACUCCAGAUCUUCUUUCGAACAUCAUGGACUUACAGGACCGUUGGCACAAUGCCAGUCGGCAUAUGGACGCAGUGAGGAUUGGCCAAGAUGGUUCAUUGAACCUCCCACCUCCAUCAGCGGCUGGUGGACCGGGACUUACUGUAGGAAAUACACCCGUUUCUUUAAAUCCAGCGCCAACACCAGCAACAACACAACCAUCUAAUAUUGAAAUCACCCAAGCCCCAAUGUAUCCCCGCGGUGGAGGAAAUAAUCGUAAUUUCAAUUCUGGAGGUGGUGGAGGAGCAGGAGGCAAUAGUGGAGGCGGCGGCAACUACAAUAAUAAUCGUUACAACAAUCAAUCGAAUUAUAGGGGUGGAUCAGGAGGAGGAAGUGGAGGCGGAGGAGGUGGUGGUGGCAAUUAUCGCAACAAUUAUGGUUCAAAUAGCGGAAAUAGUGGAAGCGGAUUAUCCGGAGCGGGAAAUCUGUUCAAUAUGGUUGGUAGAGGAAAUUUUUCGUUCAGCAGCCAAAAUCAAAAUGACAACAAUUCAAACAAUAACAAUCCCAACAACAACAAUCCGAAUAAUCGAGAUCGAUUUAACCAACGCAAUAAUAAUAACAACAACAACAGAAAUAACCAACGAAACUCCCUUCCUCUCUUCAACAAUACCAAUAACCAGUCUAACGACAAUUUGAUUACAAUAAAUCAAUCGCCCCUUCAACACCAUCGGCAGCAAAAUCUACCAAAUAUGCCCACUCAGAAUUCACAGAAUAAUAUUCCACCACUCGUUCCUCAAUUCCCCAAUCACCAGCAGCAGCAGCAAAAUUUGGGUAUGGGUACAGCAUCUAUUUUGCAACCGCCACCGGUGUUUCCAUUGCCACCACCUCAACCACUUUUUGGGCCACACAAUCAACCCAUGCUAAAUCAACCGCCUCCAAUGCUAUCAAUGCCACCGCAGAUUCCGCAUGUCGCACCUGUGAUACCGCCAUUAAUGGCAAAUCCCGUAUCUGCGCCACCACUACCAGCUCCACCGGCUUUCAAUAACUCUCUAUUUCAAUUGACUGCAGACUAUGAUGACGAUGAUGAUGAUUCAAAUUGUCCAAACUUUUCAGUGUAUUCUAUGGAAUCACUGCAAGUUGCUAAAUCUGAUGUCAGAACUGCAGCUGAGUCCAAAGGCGAAACGCCAAAGGAAGACGAUGAAAAUGAAGAUUUAGUGCAAAUGAGUGAUGAUGAUGAAGCUAUAAGCACUAAUAAAGAUACAGAUGGAAAUGAAAUACCAUUGCCACCACCCCAACCAACAAAUAUAAAAUCCUCUGACGCGUCAGAACAAAUAGACACUUCCGAACUGUAUGAACCAGAUCAGCCAACAUAUGAAUCAGAUGAUGAAAAUGAAUCGAAUACUCCUAUGGCAGAAACUAAUGCCUCUGUUGACGAUGAAGAAAAUAAAGAUGAUUGUAAUAAUGACAUCGAGUCACAACCAUCACCAUCACCAGAAAAUGAUAUGGAAAUUGAAAGUCAAGAUUCGACAACUGAGAAAAAAGUUGUCUCUGAAACAAGUCAAGUUGAUGAUGAAAAUGAAGAGCCAGAAGGAGAACAAUGCAUUGACGAGGUGGCAAGCCUAUCCGAAAUAACAUUACCCGAAGGCGAGUUAAAAAAAACGAAACGUUCAACUUCACGCAAAGGUGUUCUUGAAUUAUAUGACGACAGUGAUUGGGAAGAACUAAAUAUGGAAAGACCGAAUGUUGAUGAUUAUCAAAUUAGAACUCCACCAUUGGAUGAAAAAACAUCGGAAAAGAAUGAAGAAAUUCAUGACGACAAAGAAGACGAAGAAGAGAAUAUGACGCCCGAGCAACCCAGACCUAGUUCAUCUUUGGCUGAAGAGGCCAUCGUCACUGGAGACGAGAAAAUCAGUGAAGGAAAAGAAAAUGAAAAAGAUGAAAAUGAAGAUGAUGAAGAUAAAGAACAAGAUCGUUCGUACACUCCUUGUUUAGAUGAAAAGAACGAAGAAGAAAAUGAUGGAGCAUGUACGCCAGAACUUGCUGGUCCAUUAACAAUGGCUGACAACCCGGAAGAUGGAUCCCAUACACCGGAUCAAGCAGUGGCAAUAACAGAUCCAGCAGGAAUAGCUGGAAUGGAAACAGAGCUUAUUUCUGAAGAUGAUGACUCUGAUAAGCGUGAUAAAAACAGACGCGGUAAAAGCACAAAAGAUAAAGAACAAUUCAAGAAGGUUAGCAAAAAUCAAAAAGAUCGCAAUUAUCGUACUGAAAAAGCAUUAAGCAGUAGGCGAAGAAGAUCAAGAAGUCGUCGUAAACGUUCCCGUUCCCGUAGCCGGACAAAUGACAAAGAAAAUUUUGGAGGAAUGUUCCGCAGGGGGGGAGGUGCUCAGAGAGGUGGUCGCUUUAAGCGCCGUGAGAUUCCACGUUAUAAUGUUCGAAACGUUGUUAACAAUCAGAGAAACUUCAAAGAUCGAUAUGGGCGAGAUACAUCGCGUCCGGCACGUUCUACAAGCAGGACACGUCGUCGACGUACAUUUUCUAGGUCAGUUUCUGGGUCAAGUUCAGGUGGGCCGUCACCGACGAAACGACCACGACGAAGCUUCAGCAUGUCACCCACGCCUCCAAGGCAUGUCGUACAACGGCGUCAGACAUUGAGUCCACGUAGAAGAUCACGUUCUCCAAUUCGUAGGUCACCUAUUCGUCGUCAGUCCCGCACACCGUUGCGAAUUCGUUCACGUUCUAAUACCCCGCCUCGUCGGAACAAGCAUAAAAAUAAAAAAACUAAACGUUCGGUUACACCAGUCAACAGAACACGUUCCUUAUCAAGAUUCACACCGCGAAUGAGUCGAUCUAGAACACCACCGCGACAUAAGCCAGUCAAAAGACCAAAAGAUCGUAACAAGAAAAAGAAAAAGAAGCGUCAGCCAUCACCAAGUCCACAAUUAUCUCCUUGGGCAAGGGAACCUUCGGGACACAGAGAAUCGCCGCCUCCGACAAAACGCAAGCGCCAUCAUACACCUAAGGAUAAAUCUCCGGUGGUCGAUCAGGGUUGGUCACCCUCACCAAGUCCACCUCGAACUUAUUUGCAUGAAAAUAUGUCGUGGACGCCACCUUUAGCUUCACCGGCAGGUCCAAGUCGUCUGCAUCGCGACGAACAAUAUAAUGAGUUCCCAAUAACCUCCAAGCCACCUAAAGAGAAGAAAAAACGAGAUAAAAAGAAAAAGAAGAAUGAGAAAAGACGCCAAGAUACUGCGCGUAAGGAAAAACGUCGUCGAGAACCAGGUGUUCUAAGUCAAGCGGCGCCUUCUAAGGAAGUUUUUGCUUCAGGCAGUAACAUUCUGGUGAGUGUGAGUUUUAAUAAGGACGGUACUCAGCCCCAGCAGCAUACCGUUGUUACUCUUCCACCAACGCGUGAAGAAGUCAUUGCAGGCAUGAGAGGUCGUUCCAAAGAACGCCAGGUAGAACAACAAGGAAAGAAAAAAAGAAGAAAAGAUGCUCGUAAACGCAAAAAGAUUGACACCAAACCCAUCGCCAUUAUUGAUCUUGAAAGGUCACCCUUCCAGGUGACGCAGGAGCCUACAGAUGUGAUAAUUCUCACAGAUAGCGAAGGUAAUGGGCGAGAUGAUGAUGAAAAUCUAAAUGUAAGUCGUGAAUCUGGAAACGCAAUGAUGACAGAAAUGGACCAUCACGAAACCUCACCCCACAGAACAGCAAAUAUUGACAAGACUCCACCACUGGACCGACUGCAGACCAUUAUGGAAGAGUCUUAUGCAAAUGCUAUUAUGCAACAAGGUCCAAAGACUCCCCCAGAACCACAAAGUGGUAUCAAAUUUAAUCUUAUCAACAAGAAACAGAAGCAAAUUCGAAAUGUACUACACGAUGCAGCCGAAAUAGAGUCGGACGAAAACCACGAGCAAGAUCGACCAGAAGAUAGAGAUCAAAUGCAACAGAGUGCAAAUAAAAUAGGACCAAACACACCACCAGAAUCUGGGCCAUGUUCGCCUGAUGUAUACGAUCCAUUCGAUCCAACAAAAUCGCCGUCUAUGUCCCCGCGAUCACCAACACCACCGCUUGACGUGUCCCAUCACGAGUCAAUUCCUGACAAUGACAAACAUUCGGCGGAAGAAUUACGCUCAGAGACACGUAUGACUGCCUCGUCUGGUGGCCCUGUUGCCCCUGAAAAGAAUACUUUGAAUCCAGUUGAUUUAGUUAUGGCCCUUAUGAAUACCAAAACCAACAACUCGCAAGAUUUGGCCAAUAAAUCCAAUGAAUCCCAGUAUAGUUCUAAUCAAGUUGUAAACCUAAUCGAUGAGAAUGAACAACCUGAGGAAAACACCUCUAAUCUAGGAAUAACAGUUCUUUCAAAUGUAAUCUUAUCAAGUGGGAAAAAUCAGCAUAUACCCAUUAUCUCAAGUCCCCCGUUAUCAAAGACUUCCUCUAAUAAACCACCACAGAAAGUCACAAAUAUUUUGAGCAAUCUUCCUGGUCUAGGUAAUCGUCACAAUGGUGACGCAGAUGAAAUUGAAAGUCCCUAUUCACCAGGCUCGGCAGAUUAUGAAGAUCUGUUUGAACCACCACCAGACACAAAUGGAGGUACGAAGAGGCGACGUAAUGAUAAACGUGGUGUUAAAAAAGGUGGGGAUGUUUUUGAAAAUUUAUUUGGCUCAUCACCACAUCAGUAUGUAAGGAAUUCAAAUGCUAGAAAACACAAAGCAGCAGCCCCUGCGGCAAAGAAUAAGCACAAGAUGAUUGUGAAAGUUCAAAAACUACCGAAUGAAGAUCAUGUGAAAGUUUACGAUGAUCUGCCCAAUUCUGCAGUGGAAUUACAGGUCAAGGACAAGGUAAGCUUUUUGCGUAAAUUGAAUCGUCAAGAGCGAGUUGUUGAAGAAGUCAAAAUGAUUCUCAAGCCAAGGUUCAAUAAGAAACAAAUCACCAAGGAUGACUACAAAGAAAUAAUGCGUCGUGCUGUGCCUAAGAUUUGUCACAGUAAAUCCGGUGAAAUCAAUCCCAAGAAAAUUCAAAACUUGAUUGAGGCAUAUGUCAAGAAAUUCCGACAGAAGCAUAGGAAGCUCAACAUCCCAAAUACAGGUCAAGUUAGCAGUGCCGUUAAGUGUGCGGCUUAUUUGAAAAAGUUAUAAAUUGGCCUUAUGGUCGAUUUAUAGAAAAAACGGUUUUUAUUGGAAAAUAUAUAACUUUAAUUUUCGAAGAGUUAAAUUUUAUCGAAAGAAAAGAUGUUGUAUUUCCAAAUUUGGUGAAGACCGUAAGAAAAAAUUAACUUCGCCCAAAAUUUAAGAAAACAAUAUUAUGAUAUUUAAUAUUUUAUAAUUGGUCUAAGAUUUGCACUUUGUAUUUCUAGUUUGAUAAGAACAUUCUCGCAAAAAAAAAUAUUGUUAGAGAUAAAUUGUAUUCAUUUAAUUAAAAUCUAAUUUAUUAUUUUUCUUUUCUGAUUUGAUUUUUGCAUCCAUAUCCUCUCCGGAUAGCAUGAUCAGAAUAGCUAAUAUUUAUAAACAAAAAAAAAUUGGUAUAGCUAUAAAAUUGGUGUUUGUGUUUUAUGAAUUAAAUUAGAAAUAGAAAUUUAA